ACCUGAUUACUUCAUAAAAACCAAUAAAAUCCAUAAUCCUGACUCAAAGCUGAAACUGAUAGGGCAUGAAAAGACAACCCACUUUAGGAAACCGGACAGAGGACGAGAGGAGAGCUGGACAUCACUUGGCCCAAACCACUGGUGACAGUAUUUAUUCUGAUGAACACUGAAAUCAACUGGAGAAACCUGGACGGAAGAAGAAAAUAAUACAACCCGACUGACGUGCAUGCUAGUAAUAAAAGACUUGAAUCCUUGAAAGAAAAGCCUUUUUGCCAGCUGAGAAUGGGUAAGGCAAAAGAUUCUGCAGUGGAGGAGAGACCCAAAUGGGGCAACAAGACUCAGUAUCUGCUAACAUCUAUUGGCUUCGCAGUGGGACUUGGGAACGUGUGGCGGUUUCCCUACCUAUGUCAAGUCCAUGGAGGAGGUGCUUUCCUCAUCCCCUACCUUAUAGCGCUGGUGUUUGAGGCUCCCCUGCUCUACCUGGAGUUGGCUAUAGGACAGAGGCUCCGCUUGGGCAGCGUAGGGGUCUGGAACUCCAUCUCUCCGCUGCUGGGUGGACUCGGUAUCGCCUCCACCAUUGUUUCAUUGCUGGUGUCCCUUUUCUACAACACCAUCCUGGCCUGGGUGCUCUGGUAUUUCUUUCACUCUUUCCAGGAACCACCGCCCUGGAAAAACUGUCCAAUCAAUGCAAACCUCACAGGCUAUAUUGUGGAGUGUGAGAAAAGCACUCCAGUGAAUUACUUCUGGUAUCGUGAGACCCUGAACAUCACACCUGACAUCGAAAUAAGCGGCUCUCUGCAGUGGUGGAUGGUCCUCUGUUUGAUCAGCGCCUGGUUUAUCGUCUACAUCUGCGUCAUCAAAGGCAUCAACUCCAUAGGAAAGGCUGUGUAUGUGACAUCCACGUUCCCUUACCUGGUACUGACUAUUUUCCUGAUCUAUUCCCUUACUCUGCCUGGAGCUACUGAUGGACUGACAUAUCUCUUUACUCCUAAAUGGGACAAACUGUUGAACCCACAAGUGUGGCUGGACGCUGCCACCCAGAUCUUCUUCUCUCUUUCUGUAGCAUUCGGAGGUCUCAUAGCUUUCUCCAGCUACAACCCAGAGAGAAACAACUGUGAGAGGGACGCCCUUCUUGUAGGAAUAAUAAACAGUGCCACAUCUCUCUAUGCAUCCAUUCCUAUCUUUUCCAUCCUGGGUUUUAAAGCCAACAACGCCUUCCUCUCCUGUAUGGACAAAAACAUCCUGGCUCUGACAAACGAGUUUAAUAUGCCUGACCAGAACAUAACAGUGGACAACUAUGAUCACUGGGUCAAUUAUCUACAUCAGACAUAUCCAGACCAGUUCUCAGAAGUAUCCUUAAACGCCAAUUGUAGCCUACAAACAUUUCUGGAAGAGAGUGCUUCAGGUACUGGUCUGGCUUUUAUUGCGUUCACUGAAGCAGUGAUAGCAAUGCCAGUCUCUCAAAUAUGGGCCAUCCUCUUCUUCGUCAUGCUCUUCAGCUUGGGUCUCUCCUCCAUGUUUGGCAACAUGGAAGGCGUCCUCACACCCAUCAAGGACCUCAAAGUGCUUCCUAAGUGGUUGCCUGAGGAGAUCUUUACAGCGAUGGCCUUCCUAUUGUGUUGUGCUGUGGCCCUCAUCUUCGCCCUGGGCUCAGGGAACUACUGGGUGGAAGUUUUUAACACCUAUGUGGGCUCCGUCCCUCUGCUCAUCAUUGCACUCUUUGAGCUUAUUAGCGUCAUUUAUAUCCGUGGAAUGAAAACUUUCAGUGAUGAUAUCUAUUUCAUGACCGGGAGGAGGCCCAACUUCUUUUGGAAGGCGUGCUGGAUGUUCAUCAGUCCUGCGCUGCUCCUGGUGGUGUUCAUCGCCUACGUGGUCGUCCAAGCACAGCAACACCCCACUUAUCCCGCAUGGAACCCAGAUCAUGAUGAAUUCCCAAAAACCGAAAAGAAGCCAUAUCCAGACUGGGUGUUUGCCAUAAUCAUCCUUCUCUCUUCAGUGCCUGUGAUUCCCAUCCCUCUAGUGGCUAUCUACAGACUGAUCCGCCGAAAAAUGAGGAGGUCGUCUUACAAUGUCGACUUAAACCCCUACAACAAUGAUGCUUUUGAGGGUUAAGUUCACGAACAGAACAAUCAAAGACCUUGAGGACUAUGGCGAGUUAUAAGGCUGCCAUGUUCCCCAACAGAAGAAGACGUCUUCAUGUUAUCACUACUUGUGUGGAAUGUUCAUCUAAAUUGGAAUACAGAAUUUAAUAAUGAUUCUGAUGUUUAAAUGAUCAGGAGUUUUGAGAACAUGAGGUGACAUAUGACAAAAACAGAACUAGAUUUAUUUAACAGUGAGAUUUUUGUUCCUUUUGACAUUGCUUUUGUGAUGUACAUCAUGUAAAUAAUAUUCAGUAGAGUGAAAAACACAGUCUUGUUUGAUUCCACAUUCACAAAACCAUAUAUGUGAACACAAAUGUAGGUUUAAUAUGCACGAGAUCUUAAACUUCAUCCAUUUUUGAAGGGGACGAAUGUAUUGUAAAAAAAACGGAAACGGAUCAUCUUGUACAAAAAUAAUUUGACUUGCUCACCGUAAUGAUAAUAUUUCUGUGCACUUUGUCAUUAAAUGU
Molecule: messenger RNA, 2608 nt
Organism: Acanthochromis polyacanthus (spiny chromis)
Lineage: Eukaryota; Metazoa; Chordata; Actinopteri; Pomacentridae
Product: sodium-dependent neutral amino acid transporter B(0)AT3-like
Biological process (GO): sodium ion transmembrane transport
Cellular component (GO): plasma membrane
Source: RefSeq, a predicted model, not a curated record